UGUUCGGUAAGGCAAGGAGAAACCACUCGGGGCGGUUGAUGCUCUGACGUCGUGUUCUCCAUAUGGCCUUUGAUGGACUUAUAAACUACUAUCUACCUCGCUACCUGCCUAGUCAUGUCUCGACUUGAAGACAACAUCAAACUUCACGAAUUAACAUACCUCCUAUAAUUACUAUAGGUAUACAACCUCUCACUUCGUACCAGACACACAUACUACAUUCCUCUAGUACCCUCACAAUGCAAUUCGGACUUUUGUUUCUUUCUGUUUUGCCCGCGACUUGGGCCGCGCAUCUCUACGCAGUUCCCCAGAGUCUUUCUCUUCUCGAGACCAGUGCUGAAGACAACGGCUGCACACUACCCGAUACCUACCGCAUCCAGGACUUCAAGGCAGAGUCUAAAGACAGCGGCAAGACACUCAGUGGCUUCGACUUUGUAUUCUUCGACCAGGACACCAAAUUGACGACUCCCUGCCACAAGAACGCUUCUUCAAAGGCCAUCACAGGCUUGGGAGGCAGAGAUCGGUUUGCGUGUGACAACGACGCAGUGGAGUUCAUCUGGACUGAUGAUACCAAGAAGCUAUGGAUGAUGGAGAAGGUCUGUCAACAACAGGAUGGAUCUAUACCAUAUGAGGCCAGUGGCAGCAUCAUUCUCAAUGUUAAGUGUGCCAGGACUGGUGGCUGCUCCAGCAACUCGACAGACCAGAAGUCGUCCUUCACUAGCCUUCAACCCGUGAGGGAGGCUCCUCCUUCCUAAGAAAUCGGUCUAUGACGAGUAAGAUCUCGUGAUCUUGAGUCGUGCAGAAUCCAGCUUGCCCGAUACCUGUCAUGCGGGCUACUUUGCUACUUGUACAAUAACAAAACAAAACAAAACUGGACGUAUGAGGAUGGCAAUGAAGCGAGGAAAAGGCAGAGAUAAUGUGCUGUUGGUACCAGCACUGAAUAGAGAUUCGGUUCGAGAUAUCGAUAUGAGCAAUGUAUUUAAUUUGUUCAUGAUUUCUUCAAAAAUCGUUUAUUCAGACUUCCGCCUCCAACGUGAAAGAAUGUAAAGUGGGUCUAUAAUCCGGGGUAGUAAAGUCUCAUUGACCAC
This is a messenger RNA of Fusarium verticillioides 7600, 1085 nucleotides long. RefSeq lists its product as hypothetical. The coding region runs from base 237 to 752 and encodes 171 amino acids. The record is from RefSeq and is a predicted model, not a curated record. Lineage: Eukaryota; Fungi; Ascomycota; Sordariomycetes; Hypocreales; Nectriaceae. The transcript is spliced from 2 exons.